Messenger RNA from Dermacentor albipictus, 1188 nucleotides. Its product is annotated as ras-like GTP-binding protein rhoA. Gene Ontology annotation, molecular function: GTPase activity; GTP binding. The record is from RefSeq and is a predicted model, not a curated record. Gene Ontology annotation, biological process: small GTPase-mediated signal transduction. NCBI's taxonomy places the organism in Eukaryota, Metazoa, Arthropoda, Arachnida, Ixodida, Ixodidae.
UCGGCCGUCGACACACUGUCCGAGCACCCGAGCUGCGCGCACAGCUCGAGCGAGCAGUCCGUCCAGCCAGGAGCGACCGGCCGAAGAAUCGGUGCUUUCGCAGCUGCUCCCGAGUCGUCGCCGCUGUCGUACGUACGCGCGUAUACUACACAAACAUACUGCGGCAGACUCUCCUGCGAGGAAUGUUCAUCGGAGACGCACCGGCGCCGGGCCAACGGGGCGUACGCGCGGAUGACGCAUAGCCACGCAAGCCAAGUCGGCUCGCGUAGGGGAAGCGACAACACGUGUUGUCGCCGUGGAAGCAGCGCGUAGUGCACUGCAGUGCGUAGACGUCUCCCCCGGAAACAGCGCGAAUAGUUUCAGAGCACGUGGCCUGCAGACCGCCUCGCCAUCCAAAGCCAUGGCCUGAGCAGCGCCAUGGGCGUCAGUGGACGUACUUGCCCGGCUCGUAAGGCCAGCGUCCACGCUCGAAGCGGGCGGUCCCGUUUCGUGGUCGCGUAGAGGCCACAUAUGGGACACAAGGGCGACAUCGUGCGCGUCACGCUGGUCGCGGCGGGCGACAGCGCGGUCGGCAAGUCCGCCGUGCUUCACGUCUUCGUGCACCGGUGCUUCCCGGCCGAGUGUCCGCCGACGGCGCUCGACCAGAAGGAGACGCUGCUGCACUGGAACGGCGAAACGGUGUACCUGAGCCUGUGGGAUACUCCGGGGUCCAGCGCGUACGACGCGCUGAGGCCGCUCGCCUACCCCGAGGCUGACGCGGUCUUGAUCUGCUUUGCGCUCGACGACCGCGCCAGCCUAGUCAACGUCGAGCACAAGUGGGCGCCCGAGAUUAGGGAACGCCUGCCCAACGUGCCGAUAAUACUCGUCGGAAAUAAACAGGACCUUCGCGACAUUGAUCCACAGCCACUGUGUGAAGUGAAUCCAAGGCCAGAUGCUGAAUCAUUUGUGAGCACUUCUGAGGGUGAAGCAAUGCUGGAAUGCAUCGGAGGGUCGGCCUAUGUGGAAUGCUCAGCUCUCAUGGACCAAGGUCUUGAAAGGGUCUUUGGUGCAGCAAUCGAAGUGGCACUCAAGCAGAAAACCCAAAAGAAGAAAUGCUGCCCUUGCUGCUGCAGUAUUCUGUAACCGUUUGGUUUGUACAGUUUUACGUCUUUCAGUAUUAAAAUCUCAACAGAGGAAAUCUCAACGAAA